This is a messenger RNA of Engraulis encrasicolus (European anchovy), 4837 nucleotides long. RefSeq names its product centrosomal protein 162 (gene cep162). Gene Ontology annotation, cellular component: centrosome; axonemal microtubule; centriole. Bases 156 to 4829 code for a protein of 1557 amino acids. Lineage: Eukaryota; Metazoa; Chordata; Actinopteri; Clupeiformes; Engraulidae. The record is from RefSeq and is a predicted model, not a curated record. The transcript is spliced from 31 exons. Gene Ontology annotation, biological process: cilium assembly.
UUGUCGCGGGAAACUCAGCGCGCUCUGGAAGUAUUGUGUUAUUUUGCUAAUUUCUAACCGAUAUCUGUCGGAAUACAAGUGAUGUGGAUGGUUUUUAUCGAAAAUUCAACAUGAGGACGCCAUAACAUUCCAUAUUCACCAAGUGUGUGUUAAUCAUGUCUCGUCGCCUUACCAAAGAAGAGCUGGACCUUCAGUUCGAGCAGUUCUUGAAAGAGUCCGUGUCCGAUGACUCUGUGGAGUUUGGCGGGGGACCCAAGCGUCCCAGUGUGCUGGACAGCCUGGGCAAAACCCCACCGCCCCGGGUAGAGAGGCAGAAGACUCCCCCCACCACCCGACCCUGGUGGCAGGAUGAUGAUGAUGAUGAACUGGGGUCUUUGCUGGGCUCAGGCAGAAGCUUCCGGAAGUCUCUGCGGAAGACCCAGCCCAUCCACGAGGAAGAGGAGGAGGAACAGCGGCCUCGGAGGCGAGCUGCAGAGGAGGAGGAGGAGGGCCAGGGGGAUGCGGACAGGUCAGCCCUGGGCAUGGGCUUCAUCAGCAGAGACAGCCUGGAGCCUGAUGACUCUGUAUUGGCGUCGGGUCCUAUAGAUGCUGUGGUGCGUUCCGGUCUGGACACCCUGGAGGAGGAAGAGGAGGAGAGGCGUCGUUUCUUCGCUCGCCUGGAGGGCGGCGCCAACUCCACCAUCGACUACUCACGACUCAACCGCGAGCUGGACUCCACUGGAUCCACCCUCACCACCCUACCCAGGAGAACAGCUUUGCCCGAGGAGACAAAAGUGGAGGUGGAGGAGGAGGAGGAGAAGGAGAAGGAGAGCAAACCACCUGAUGCCCAGAAAGCCUCUCCAGGUGGCUCCGGAGACUACAGUGAUGACUUUGAUGAGGACGAGGCCAGCCAAGGAGCCAAGAAGUCACCAGAGUUGACUCCAGAUAGGCCUGGGAUGCUCGCUAAAGUGUCACUUCAUGACUCAUUCAACUCUGGGGAUGAGGCAGUGCACCCGGCAGAACACUCUGAGAACAGCAGCAGAAAUGAGGAAGAGGAGGAAGAGGAAGAGGAGAUGGAGGAGAAGAAGGAGGAGGUGGUAAAGGAGGAUAAUAAGCCGGCGGGGAAGGAGGAUGAGGAGGAAGAACAUGCUGCCGAAGCCCCCGCAGGUGUGUCGUACGGGCAGAGUGGGGCCAGUGAGGUGGAGGCCUUGCAGGAGGCGUACAAGCAGCUGAGCCACCUGGAGGAGUCGGAGGUCAAAGAUCAAAGUUCAUUAGUGGGACCGCUGGGAGGAGGCACUGGGAACACCCUGUCUUCAUUAAUGCCCCCCCUGACCUCCACACUGAAACCUGUCUCCACCACAGAAUCAGACCUGCCCACUGCUGAGGAACUGAUGCGCCCCAUUGGUCCAGACUCCAGCUUCACCCGCGGCUUUUCCCUUCAACCCGUCAGUGAGGUGGAGCUGCAGGCAGAGGAGACGGAGAUGCGGGAGGAGAGGAGUUCUGCAGGAAGAGGCCUGUUGGAGGAGGAGAAGGAGAAGCAGAAAUUUGAGGAGAGGUCGGUCUCAGUGACUCAGCACAGCAGCAGCAUCGCUGAGGAGGUGCGGAGACUGUUGAAGGAGCAAGGGGAGGCGCAGGGGGAGGAGACGAGUCCCCAGCCUGCCCGCGUCAGCCGGACCAAGGCCAAGAAACGGCAGCCUGCCUGGCGUCCAACCAUCUUCGCCCCCACGUCCUCGUCCCUGCGCAAGGCCCAGACACCUCCGCCUCAACCCACUCCGGCCGACUCCAGACCGGCCCAGUCCCUUUCCCAGUCCCAGUCCCAGUGCACGGCGGGUCGGAGUGGACCGACGGCAAAGACCCCCUCCCCCCUGGCAAGGAGGAGGCAGCCCAACCAGGAGCACCCUCCCAGCCGCAUACCCACCCUCGCACCACAGGACCACCAGCCCAGCAGGCGGCCCAUCGUCUCGCAGACAGUCACCAUCAGAGCCGCGGAAUCUGAGGCGAGCCUGCGUGUGAGUAGUGAUGUGAUGGCGUCUGUGCAGUCGUUUGCUGCCUUCCUACAGCAGCAGAUGGAGGAGAGCAUCAACAGCUGCAACCAGGGAGGAAGCCUCAACACAGACACGCCACACACACCCUCUAAAGGCCCCAAACAGCCACCAGGGGAGGUGCUGGAGGGUGCAGGUGCUGGUGCAGCAGAGCAGGUGGUGGGUGCUCCCUCUGGGGCGCUGGCGCCCCCUAAAGACGGGGGUGAAGAGGCGGAGCGUCUGAGGCUGCAGCUGGAGCAGAGGGGGAGGGAGGCGCAGCGCACGGAGGAGGAGCUCGGUCGACAGAUCAGAGCCCUCAAGCAGGAGAACUACCUGCUGCAGAGCCAGCUGCAUCGGGCGGAGGAGGCGUGUGAUGGAGGGUUGGGUGGUGCAGGGGACCCGGUUACUGAGGAGAAGCUUCAGCAACUGCAGAAGGACAUCAGAGAGCAGGAGACCCUGCUGCAGGGAUACCAGCAGGAGAAUGAGAAGCUGUAUGUGCAGGUGAAGGCCCUGAAGGCUCAAAGUAAGCGUAGUGAAGAGGCCAUGUUCACAGAGAACCAGAGACUCCUUCACGAGCUGGCAAUCACCAGGGACAAGCUGAGCAGGAGCAGUGUGCAAAGGGGUGCUGGAGUUGGCAGCACCAGUGAGCCUGGCUACAGCGUGUCUGAGCUGCUGGUGCAGGUCAAAGGGCUAGAGAGAACGGAAGCCAGACUUUUGGAGGAGGCUCGAGCACUGAGGCAAGAGAAGCAGGCAUUGGAGGUGGACCUGGAUGUAAUGAAAAAGGAACGAGACCUGGCCAAACUUCAGACGCUCAACACUUCAGGCGAGCUGGCCUAUGAGCUGAAGGUGGUGGAGCAGAGGCAUGAGGAGGAGGUGUGUGGGCUGAGGAGGAGGCUGCAGUGGUACUCAGAGAACCAGGAGCUGCUGGACAAAGACUCAGGACGCCUCAAAGCCGCCAACGCAGAGAUCAGCAGCCUCCAGGAGCAGGUGAAGAGUCUGAUGUCUCAGGUGGAGACUAAGGCGUGUCAGCAGGCGAGGAAGGCGAAGGAGAGGGCAGCGGACGCCAAGAGGAUCAUGGACCUGGAGAGACAGGUUAAGGAGAUGGAGGAGAUCCUGAGGCGUCGGCACCCCAACUCCCUGCCAGCCCUGAUGUACGCAGCCGCAGCGGCAUCAGCAGCAGAGGAAGAGAAGAAAGACGAUGAGGAGGAGGGAGAGAGGACCACCACCACCAUCCCCAGCCAGAGGCAGGGCGUCAGGUCCCCGUCUGCCAACCCCCCACACAGCACCAUCCUGCUGCAGCGUCGUGUCCAGCGCCUGGAGGCCGAGCUGGAGAGCCGAGACGAGGACGCCAAGCGCAGCCUCCGCGCCCUGGAGCAGCAGUUCUACACAGUCAAGUUCAAGUAUGAGGAGCGGAUAGCCGAACUUCAGAGGCAGCUGUCUGAGACCUGCCAAUCACCACGGAAGACUGGACGACCCCAGGAAGGAGGGUUGGAGGAAGGUGAAGAUGACAAAGACCAGCCUGAGGAGGAGGAGGAAGAGGGAGGAGCAGUGUUAGUGGCCUCUGCUCGCUCCCCCCAGAAGGGCCAGAAGAAGACUGUGGGCCAGAAAGCAGAGAGCCAGAGCCAUGACGCCGCCCUGCAGACGGAGCUGGCCAGCCUUCGGCAGCAGCUGUCCAAGCUCCAGCAGCAACACUACGGCUCCAAUCAGGGGGCUCCACUGGCGCCCCGCAGCCCGGGCGGCGCCAUCACCCAGCGCAGCGUGCGGCAGGCGGAGGAGGCCAUGCAGCAGCGUGUGGAGCGGCUCACGGCAGAGCUGAACGCCAAGAGCCGCAGCCUGCAGGAGCUCACGCGCACCGUGGAGAGGCUGCAGAGGGAGAGGAGAACCAUGCUGUCCGGACACUGGGGACCGCCAGGGGUCAAGGGUCAAGACAGCGGGUUCAGAGGUCAUGAGGAGAAGGCCAAGGGCAAGAGUUGCGCUAUAGGAACGAGUACCACCACCACCACCACGUCCGCAGCUGCUGCUGCUGCUGCUGCUAAUAAAGGCACCAUGACCAGCCUGGAGAGCUUCCCUGCCACGCAGGACGAGAAGGCAUACCAGCCGGCCGAGUUCGCAGAGUCCCAUAUCUCUGAGGUGCUGGAGGAGAGGGCAGCGCUACAAGAGAGGCUGGCCAAGAUAGAGGAAGAGACUCGCAGGGAGAUGGAGGAGCUACGGCGGGCUGCUAGCCACGCUCAGGCUGAACUGCAGAGGGUGAUGGACCAGAGUGGCCAGCAGCUGGCUGCCGUCUCUGCCAGCCACCAGAGGGAGCUAGAGGGGCUGCGCGCCCACCACGCCCUCGAACACUCCACGUCCAAGGUGGCCGAGCUGGCCAAUCAGCUCAGGUCUCAGGAGAUUGUGGUGCGUCAUUUGCGUGAUCAGGUGAAGGAUCUGCAGUUGACUAAGGAGGCCUUGAACGUAUCCAAACUCAGAGAGGACACCCUGCAGACUCAGCUGACGAGGCUUCUGGAGGAGCUGAAGCAGGCCAAGGAUGCUCACACUCCCGAGCUGCGCCACUUCACCAGCCUGGAGCGUAAGAUCCUCAACAUGGAGCGCCGCUACGCAGAGAGGGAGAAGGAACUGCAGCAGGUGAUGGAGGAGACUCGUGUAGCGGCGCGGGCCGAGCAGGAGGGGGAGCUGGAGCGCUGGAGGCGCCUGGCCCAGAGCCGCGGCCGAGAGGUGGACGCCUUCCGCCUGGAGCUGGACGCCAUCUUGGACACGCUCAGGGAGCUGCAGAGGCAGGGGGUGGUCAUCCCCCCUCCCCAGCAGGACACCAGGAUACCCUGGGGACGAUAACCACACCC